Elaeis guineensis (African oil palm) is the source of this 858-nucleotide messenger RNA. NCBI's taxonomy places the organism in Eukaryota, Viridiplantae, Streptophyta, Magnoliopsida, Arecales, Arecaceae. The record is from RefSeq and is a predicted model, not a curated record.
AUGCCGGACGUCACCGACAACGACAAGGAAAAUCUGUUCAAGAGUGCCAUGCAGGGCGGCUGGAAAGAUGUGGCGGAAACCUACGCCCGGCACGAGAAGGUCCGCGAAACAAAGAUAACCUGGGGUGGGGAUACCUUGCUGCACUUGGCCGCAUCGAGCAGCGCAGAGAACAAUGUGAAGCUUCUCAUGAAGUGCCUGAUCGACGCAAAGGACGAAAGAUAUAUAUGUCAGAUUCUGGAGAUCCAGAACGAGAGGGGUGACACGGCGCUCCACAUCGCCGCCGCUCUUGGGAUGGAGGGCGUGUGCUUGGCCAUGGCCAGCUUGAACCCCCGCAUGGUGGUCGACAAUCUCAACGAACGCAAAGAGACGCCCCUCUUCAAGGCCGUGCGCCACGGCCACAAGAAAGCCUUCUUCGCCCUGCAGUCUGUCGUGGAGACCCACAUUGAGCACCCCACUCUUGUCAGGAGUGAAGGUGGCGACACCAUCCUCCAUAAUGCCAUUUUCGCGGAGCACUUUGAUCUGGCCUUAGAGAUCAUAAGGUGCUAUCCAGAUACGGUGAACGCCAUGAAUGAGAAGGGGGAGUCGCCUCUCCAUGUCUUGGCCAACAAGCCAUCAGCUUUCAGAAGUGGUAGCCAUUUCAACCUACUUGACAGUCAUGGUUACCGGCCUUGGAAGGUUAGCUUAUAUGUCAUCUGGGGAGUAGGCGAGUUUGGUGGAUUUCAAGCUAUACCAAACCAAGUGCACUCGGCCAUAUAUGAACUGGCAUCAGAUGGUCAUCCUUCCAUCAUAAUGUAUAGGUGGACAAUGUCUAUCGAGCGCAAGUUCUCUAUGGUACUUGUGAUGCACUGUAGAGUGUGA